Molecule: messenger RNA, 1293 nt
Organism: Eublepharis macularius
Lineage: Eukaryota; Metazoa; Chordata; Lepidosauria; Squamata; Eublepharidae
Gene: GADD45GIP1
Product: GADD45G interacting protein 1
Exons: 2
Coding region: 66-770 (234 amino acids)
Cellular component (GO): nucleus
Source: RefSeq, a predicted model, not a curated record
UCAAGAUGGCGGCUGGCUAGCGACCGAGCUGCGCAUGCGCAGAAGGAGCGGGCCGGCUCCACAAGAUGGCGGCUGCCGUGGCCCGCUGUGAGGCGGCGGCAUUUCUCGGGCGGUGGCGGCUCUUGCUCGGCGGCGCCCGCGCUUACAACGCCCGGCCACUGCGGCGCCGGCUGGGCGGCGUGUAUAUCCCGGACCCGUCCAACCCCCGCACGCCGGAAUGGCAGCUGCAGCCCGCCUUCGAGGCCAAGCUCUACGGGCGCCACGGGGCCGCCUCCGGGGUCGACCCGGCCCGGCUCUGGCCCACGCCGCAGCAGCUGGCUGAGAUCGAGGCCGAGGAGAGAGAGCUGUGGCCGGCGCUGAGGGACAUGGAGGCGGCGCUGGACGUCAAGGAGCGGGAGGCCGAGACCAAGAGGCGGCAGAGAGAGGAGCUCAUUGCUGCCAGAAUGGCCAAGAUGCCCCAAAUGAUUGCAGACUGGCGCCGGGAGAAGGAGGAGCGCAAGGCCAAGGAGCAUGAAGAGAAAGAGCGGCGGCAGCGGCUACUGGCCGAGGCCCGUGAGCGCUUUGGUCAUAACCUGGAUCACCGCAGCCCCCAGUUCCAAGAGCUGAUGCAAGAGAUGGAGAAGGCUAGACGGAAAGAGUUGAAGCAGCAGAAGAAACAGCGGCGAGAAGAGGCCUUGGCCAAAAAGGCAGCGGAAGCAGCAGCUGCUGCUCAGCUGCCAGCCGUCGAGGAAGAGGCAGAAGUAGAAACAUCAUUGAGUCAGACCACGUAAAGUCUCUCCAAACUAAAAUGCACCCUGCAGUGGCGGAUCGUGACUGCAGCCUUGGUGGACUCCCAGAAACGCAGCAGGUUUACUUCAGCGUACUUGACAGUGCUUCGAGGCCCACACAAGUGUCGCUCUGAUGGGCAUAAGGAAGAACGCACUUCAAGUGUCCUGUUGCUCGUCUCCAUGCACACAGGACACCGACAUGGGCAUAGCUUGGGAAACUCCUGUAUGCCGCUACUUCUUGCCAGCGGGUCCUGGAAUUGAUGCUUCCCGUCCGGACGCUGCAGUUUCUUCCAUGGCAGCAAGCUUCCUCUGUCACUACAGACUAGCUUGCUGAACUGGUCUGUGAAGUUAGUCCAGUGAUCACCAUUGAGAUUUCCCUUGGCUUUCUGGACUUGUUAAAAAAUAACCACUGAGGGUUUAUGAAAUGCUAAAAAAACCUCUAGGGCUCAUACAAAAUACAUACAAAGAUAGAGCCUGUUGAAGGAACGAUCUAAAUAAAACUGCAGCAGCAACUCUGAACCUGCAA